Camellia sinensis is the source of this 1501-nucleotide messenger RNA. The record is from RefSeq and is a predicted model, not a curated record. NCBI's taxonomy places the organism in Eukaryota, Viridiplantae, Streptophyta, Magnoliopsida, Ericales, Theaceae.
CAAAACAAACAAAAUUCUCUUCUUUUUUGUUGUUGGCAGUGGUCUCUAAUCCGCACCUCUGCUGUUGUACCUCUCUUCUUGCUUCUCUUCCUUUCUCUUCUUGCGCUCUCACUGUUCUUCGCUCUACUCUCUCUCUCUACCCACCUCGCAGAUCGCUUUUUCUCUCUCUCAAACCCUUUUACAAGACUCAGAAUUCACUCACCAACAGAUGGCAAUGCGGGCAGCAAGUCCUGCUGCUGCUCUUCCCAGUGCACAUGUUGUCGGUAUGCCUAUGUUGCGCAGUAUUACCGCAUUCUUCAUGAAUCUCCAGAAUUGGUUUAUAAAUUCUAUCAAGAUUCAAGUGUCCUAAGCCGGCCCGAUUCUAAUGGUGUAAUGACUUUGGUGACAACCAUGAAGGCAAUCAAUGAAAAGAUUCUAUCGUUGGAUUACGGAAACUACAAGGCAGAGAUAAAAACUGUGGAUGCUCAGGAAUCCUACAAGAAAGGAGUUAUUGUUUUAGUAACAGGAUGCUUAACUGGGAAGGACAAUGUGAGAAAGAAAUUUACAGGGACUUUCUUUCUAGCUCCACAAAAGAAAGGCUACUUUGUCCUUAAUGAUGUUUUUAGGUAUGUUGAGAAUUAUGACUUGCCCACCCAAAAAAAAAAAAGAAAAAAAAAAAGAAGGUAUGUCGAGGAAAGUGAAUCAUUGGAGGUCAUCAAUUCCGUGACAGUUAAUAAUGGCAUCAACAACAACAAUGCUUCAAUGUCCCCUUUGCCAUUAGAUCCAGAGCCCAUUCGUAGUCCUGAUCAUCCUCCAUUGGAGCCUGUUGCAACCUUCCAGACAGAGGAUCUAAAUAAUGGCCCACAAGUUUGUGACCCCUCAGGUCACGAGGAAGGAUCAGUUUUAGGAGAAAAGGUGAAGGUAAGUAAGGUUGCUAAAGCAUCUGCUCGAGUCUAUGUUCCUACUAGUAACACAAGGGUGGUACCUGCAAAUGCUGAUCUACAGUCAUUGGGUUCUGCAAAACCAUCUCCUGAGUUAGAAGUAUCAGUUCCUAUUGGCCACAGUGCUCCUCUAAGUACUGAUGCUCAUGAAGAAGGUACCCAUCCUUUCUGCUUACUUAUCAGCAAGCUAGCUUUUUGGGUUUGGCAAUUGUUCUUUUGAUUAUCUAUGUGUCGAAGCAAUACUUGGAUAUUAGGGGUUUUUUAGCCAAUCCAAAACACAGUAAGAGCAAGCUUAUAGUAUUGAGUAAUUAUGGAUGUUGAUAAGUGAACUUCUUUAUUCAAGAUGGUUCAAGAAUUAAUAUGGUGGAGAAGAUUGUGGAAGCCAUUGAAAGUCAAAAAGAAGUGUAUUUGAUCAAUUGUGGGCUGAAGUGUUGACUUGAACUUUAAUACUGUGGUUGAAUUUCACACUACGAGUUCAUAUCAAACUACACUGUCUCAUUCAUAAAUGAGUAAGACAUUCUAAGAGAAAGAUUUGUGAUAGAUUGUGUUUGUGAUGAUUUUUGAAUAAUAUUUUAAAGUGA